UCAAUACAAUACAUAUAUACUGAAAAAAUCAUGAUCGAAAGAUGGGAAAUAUUCACAAAAACAGCCUGAGAAAUUGUUGAAACGGAACGAUGUUGGGUUGGUUCAGAAACCGCAAGAAUUUGGGCUUACAAUAUACCAAGGAUAAGCCGCCGGAACAUUCGCGCUGCGACCUCUGCUAUCAUGACUUCCACUUUCCAUGCCGGACUAACUGUGGCCAUUGGCUUUGCGGCACCUGCGUUCUUCGAUUUUCGAGACUCAUUGAUGAUUUCCGAAAGUUCAAGUGUCCUAGGGUUAUGUGUGAAUCCCAGGUAUAUAAUCUUGUUCCCCAUUCACCUCUAAUGAUUCAGCCAGGAAAAGAAGUUGCUGAGGUCCUCGGAGAGAUCCUGCUAUUUAAUCGUGAACAUAAGAAACAGGUUGAUCUGCUCCAGUGCAUGAAAGGAAUCUUGUACUACUUGAUAUUUGACAAUAUGCAGUUAUCUUAUCUGCUGAUACAAACUGCCUACGCAAUAUAUGACUUCCGUUUUUGGCCAACUGAAGGGACUGAAUUCCGAGUAGUUCAAAUGCUGAGAUGUGCCCUGUUUGCACUUUUUAUUUGGUUGAAUAUUUGGAUGGAUAGGCGACUAAGGAGAUAGAAAUUGAGGCAUUUGGCGGAAUAGAAUGGAGAUCGAUAAUGGACAGGAAAAUGUGUUUUUGAGCAAGCUCUAGCUACUUCAUUGAAGCUCUCUUGAUCUUUCCUUUCAUCUGUAUUGAUCAAUUUCGACUGUUUGCAGCUUCUUAAUUGAUAGUGUGAUAUGGGUUAGUUUAGUUAGUUGUAAGUUACUCAACUAUUUCACACUAUAUACUUGCAAUUAAUUCGAAAUAUUUUAUUAGCUCAUAA
Molecule: messenger RNA, 877 nt
Organism: Salvia splendens (bonfire salvia)
Lineage: Eukaryota; Viridiplantae; Streptophyta; Magnoliopsida; Lamiales; Lamiaceae
Exons: 5
Coding region: 90-632 (180 amino acids)
Molecular function (GO): ubiquitin protein ligase activity
Source: RefSeq, a predicted model, not a curated record